UGCUGCCUGUCUGCACUGUAAUCAUGAGUUUUGAAGGCAAGGUAGUGCUUAUAACUGGUGCCAGCUCCGGCAUUGGAGCCGCCACGGCAGUUGAAUUCGCCAAAAACGGUGCCAGUGUUGCCAUCGUAGGCAGGAACGUGGAAAAAUUGAACAAAGCAGCCGAAAACUGUUCCAAAUAUUCAAAACCGUUGGUAAUCAAGGCUGACAUAGGAGACGACGAAGAGUGCAAAAAAAUUGUUGAAUCUGUCAUAAAAGCAUUUGGAAAACUCGAUGUGUUGGUCAACAAUGCUGGGAUGAUGCGAAAUGCGCCUAUUUCAGAUGGAAACUUCUUGGAAAUGUAUGAUGAGACCAUGAAAGUUAAUGUGCGAGCGCAUCUUAAUGUGACUUCCCUAGCAGUGCCAUAUCUGAUCAAAACUAAAGGUAAUAUUAUCAAUAUAUCAAGUGUCGCUGGCUCCUUGGCACCGAAUAUUAAAGGUGCUACCCCAUAUUGUGUCUCAAAAGCGGCGUUAAAUCAUUUUACACGCUGUGCAGCCAUCGAAUUGGCGGGUGAAGGCGUACGAGUCAACACAGUGAGCCCUGGGCCAGUUAUAACCGAUUUUAUGGAUAACGCUGGUAUGAAAGAUAUUAAGAUAGAUAAUUUUGGCGACUCUAUGCCAUUGAAGCGUGUGUCGCAGUCUGUGGAAAUUGCGGAUAUGAUAUUAUUUUUGGCAAGUGACAAAGCUGUCGGUGUGACAGGAGCGGAAUUUGUUGUUGACAAUGGUUAUCUGAUCAAGAACUAAAUUGUCAUAAUUAUAUUAUACAAUUGUAUGUAAUAAAAAUAUAUUUUACACAAACAAAAUUUAUGCUCGUAUAUUUUUAUAACCAUAGUCAAAUAUUCGCUUCUAUUAGCUAUAUUUUUGGUCAAAACAAAAUAAUUACGUAUAUAACAUUACAAUUAUAUUCAUACCUCCCUCGGACAUGGCGCAGAGAUGGCGGUAGAUAAUAAACAACAAUAUACUUGUUCCUCCAACUAUCUCGACCUUCCGACUAAAGUCUUUGAAAAGCGACUUAGUGCAUUACUUUUGGAAAAAAUGUUCUAUUCAAUAAAUGAUUAUUUUUGCGACAUUGUAAUUUAUACAAAUUUAAUAAAG
This is a messenger RNA of Pieris rapae (cabbage white), 1130 nucleotides long. RefSeq names its product 3-oxoacyl-[acyl-carrier-protein] reductase FabG-like. NCBI's taxonomy places the organism in Eukaryota, Metazoa, Arthropoda, Insecta, Lepidoptera, Pieridae. Bases 24 to 779 code for a protein of 251 amino acids. Gene Ontology annotation, molecular function: oxidoreductase activity. The record is from RefSeq and is a predicted model, not a curated record. The transcript has a single exon.